UGUUAGUCUACGGAGCACGCAUAUACCUAUGGUGUAUUUAAAUGUAAAUAAUGACAAUUUAAGGAACUUACUUAGUGAUAAAUGUGUUUACCUUAAAGAAAAUACUUUUAGAAUGAUACUCACUUAAAAGACAAUACCAGUGAAAGUUAAAAAAAUAAAAAAAAAUAAAAAAAGCCGCAUUUGCCUCAAACAAAUAUUUAACAUAUAUGUGGGGUAGUAUAACUAUGUCGGCUGCUGUCAUUUUUUGUUGCUAGACUUGUGGUUUUUCCACUUUAUUUGGUCAUUUUUUAAUCUCAGAGGAGAUAAACUCUCAAAUUAACGGGUUGGUACGUUUUCAUUCAUCACUAUUUUUUACAUAUUUCAUUUUUUUAAUUUUAUGCCUUUUCAUAAAAGAAAAUAUAUUUGUCACAGUGUUAAUACUGCUUUACCUGGGCUGCUGUGGGUGCUACAGCCACAAAACUCAAAAAUGUCUUCCGAUUCAAAUAAAGAAUCAACCAUUGAGAUGUUAACUGAUGAAAUACCUAUCAUUCAGUUUCAAGAUCAGACGUUCACAGUUGAGGAUAUAAGUGAUACAAAUGUUGAAGUGAUUGAUUUGGUUGACUCCUUCAGCACAUUUGAGGUUGACGGAAUUGAAUCUGACGACGAGCAAGCAUUCUGUGUGGAUGAAGAUGCAGAAUCUGAUUCUGAAGACGAGCUGCAGGUUGAGGAUGCUUCGAAAGUAUCAAAAGAGGAUGAAAAAGUUCUCACAAAAAAAUUCUUAGAUGGUGAACUUACAUUCAGUGAAUACGCAGCAUUGAUGGAAGGUAAUGAUGCCGAAGACAGCGGCACAGAGGACACGAAUCAGGACAAAAUUGUACGUUCAGAGGAACCUAAAACGAAAGAGAGUGGUGCAGACGUGACAAAAACUGCUAGGAAACAGAGGCGACGGCGCACACUCCCUCCGGCACUGCUUGGCUUGAUGGGCGAAGCUAACUUGCGCUAUGCCCACGGGGAGAAGGAAGUAGCGGUCCAGAUGUGCCUGGAGAUCAUCCGGCACGUGCCGACUGCCCCCGAGCCGUUUGAAACACUCGCUGUCCUGUACGAGGAGUUGGGAUUCCCUGAUAAGUCUCUUCAGUUUGCACUGAUUGCCGCUCACCUACGUCCCAAGGACGUGGAGCAGUGGAUUCGCCUUGCGGCAAUGUCCGAAGAGAAAGGCAACUUAAAGCAGGCCAUCACCUGCUACUCCAAAGCAAUCUCUGCAGAGCCUCGCAAUAUCGACAUAUACUUGAAGCGGAGCGCCUUGUUCGAGGUGAUUGGAGACAGGAAGAAAGCUCUUCGAGGCUACAUGAAGUACAUUGAAGUGGCUUCGCCUCAGCAGGGCACUACAGUUUUAGAAGUGGCCAAAGCUGUGGCCCAGAAGCUUCAUGAAUCUAAUGAACUCGACAGAGCCAGGGAUGUAAUGGAAAUGGCUUUCAAUAAGGUUCCUGAUCACAUCACCUCCGAGGAAGUGAAUCUGAUGCUGGAGUUACUAUUGAACCUUAAAGAAUACGUGAAAGGACUCGACAUUCUUGUCAGGUUUUGUAAACUUAAAUUAGAACGUGAGGAAACUCCAGAUGCUCAGAUGCACGUUACUAGCUGCAGUAUUCCGGAGGACCUUCCCAUCGACCUGCAAGUGAAGGUUUUCAUAUUGUUGGUUCACGUGAAAGCUUUCGACGUGCUGGAUCGGUUCCUUUCGGUGUUCUUGGACACUCAAGACCCGGAGGAAGCCGGAGACCUGUACUUGGACGUCGCAGAAGCGCUCAUGGGUGAAGAGAAGUUCGAGGAGGCUCUGAAGUUGCUGACGCCACUCAUACGCAGCCAGAAUUACGGCCUUGCGGCCGUGUGGUUGCGGCAGGCGGAGUGCCUGAAGGCGUGCGACAGGUUGGAAGAGGCGGCCGCAGCGUAUCGCGAGGUGGUGCACCGCGCGCCUCAGCACCUGGAGGCGAGGGUGAUGCUGUCGAGCCUCCUGAAGGGUCUCGGGGACUGGGAGGGGGCUCUCGCGGUGCUGGAGCAAGACGCGGAGUCGGAAGUGCUGGACCCGGGGAUGCUGUACGAGAGGUGCUUGUUGCUCAAGAACGCCGGCCGUGUCGAGGAGUUCCUGGCGGUGGGACAGCUGCUGCUGUCCAGGCACUGCGUGUGCAUCCGGCAUCGCGACGAGUUGGAUGCCCUGACUCGUCAGAGACGCUACGAGAAAAAAACCAGUGCUCUGAAGGAAAUCAGAGCCUCCAGAGUAGGUUCGGACGUCGACAUGCCGAACUUCGGGGAAGAAAAAGACGCGCCUUCCGUAGAAGAUGAGUACAAGCUGUUGCGAGACUUGUGUGAAGCUUGUUUGGCACUUAAAAGAAUGGACCUGUUGCAGAGAUUGUCUUUUUCUGCGCUCGGCAGUAAGAGGUUCGUCACGAAUUCUAAACUGUGCAGUGAAAUUGAGUUCAUCUGUCUCCUGGCAUGUUACUACAAUGUCGAUGCGUACUACGGGUAUAACUUCGCUCGCGACCACCUCAUCCGUAACCUGGAAUCGGGGCGCAACUGGAACAUGUUCAACUUGAUCCUGCAGCGUGCGGACGAUCUGCGGCACAACAGGUUCAUCAUGAGGCUGCUGUUCCGGAACCCCAGCCACCAGUGUCUGUCCAUCCUCCACGCCAACAACUGCCUGGUGGCCGGCACCUACAAGUACGCCCUGAGCGAGUACGUGGCCGCCUACAGCAGGGAGGAGGGCCCCAUGCUGGCCUUCGUCAUCGGCUGCACCCUCUUCCAGAUGGCCUGCCAGAAGUUCUCGGGCAAGAAGCACUCGCUGGUGGUCCAGGGGCUGGCGUUCAUGUCCAGGUACCAGGACCUGCGGGGGGAGGAAGGUUUCCAGGAGACCAGCUACAACCUGGGGCGGGCGUUCCACCAGCUCGGACUCCUGCCGGAGGCGAUCCACAACUACCGGCGAGCCCUCGAGUUCUCGUGCCCGCUCAUAGAGAAGCACUCCAACCUGCUGGACCUUAGGCGAGAGACUGCUUUCAACUUGUCUGUGAUUUACCGCAGAACGGGCAGCUUCCACAUUGCAAGGAGCUACAUUGAGAAAUAUAUAGUUGUCUAAACUAUUGUGUCAAGUCGAGAUGUCUCGUGCAAUAUACAUAUGGUUGGAAGUUAUGUCUUUUCUGUGUUAUGGGUUUAUCUUUAUCUUUGCAGAUUGGGGGACAUAUCCAUACUAUCAACACAGGUGAGUAUGCAACAUUUAACCUUACACAAAGGUGUGAUGCUGCAAUAAUUCUCUGUUUAUGAACAUUGUUCACUUGUAUUGUGAAAUUUGAAGCACUGGAGGUUUACUUUACAAUAAAUUUGGAAUUAUUCUCUAUCACAUUGGGUACAACCUCACAAAUGAAAAUUUUGUCGUGAAAAGUUUUUUUACCUAUGUGGCUUCAUGGAAAUUUAUUUCCUAAUAAACGUAAUUAAUUUAAUAGUACCUUAAGUAAAAAUAGAGGAUAUAAAUCUAUCUAGUAUGAAAUAAUCCAAUGGACUGAGCUAUGUAUUUAAUAAUAUAUCAUUAUGAUAAAUAAGAUGUAAUUAUAUGUAUUUUCUUAAAGCACAAUUUGUAUAAAUUUAUAAAAAAGUAAAAAAAAAUUACACUUCUGAA
Bacillus rossius redtenbacheri is the source of this 3637-nucleotide messenger RNA. RefSeq names its product general transcription factor 3C polypeptide 3. NCBI's taxonomy places the organism in Eukaryota, Metazoa, Arthropoda, Insecta, Phasmatodea, Bacillidae. Gene Ontology annotation, biological process: transcription by RNA polymerase III. The transcript is spliced from 2 exons. The record is from RefSeq and is a predicted model, not a curated record. Gene Ontology annotation, cellular component: transcription factor TFIIIC complex. The coding region runs from base 377 to 3100 and encodes 907 amino acids. Gene Ontology annotation, molecular function: protein binding.